Messenger RNA from Aaosphaeria arxii CBS 175.79, 1093 nucleotides. RefSeq lists its product as uncharacterized. The transcript has 3 exons. NCBI's taxonomy places the organism in Eukaryota, Fungi, Ascomycota, Dothideomycetes, Pleosporales. Bases 457 to 1041 code for a protein of 194 amino acids. The record is from RefSeq and is a predicted model, not a curated record.
CUAUGCUUGUGGAAACGACUAUAAGUCGGACCUCACAGACACAAUAUGAACAAGUAUGAAGAAUCCAAUGGCAAUCUUCACUAGACGACAGCAGUUCUAGAGUGUCGACGCACGAGACAGCAAGAUUAAGUUUAGAUUGAUGGCUCGGUAGGCAUUAUAGACUUCAGCGAUAUCAAGAUCCAUUGGCGCCACUGUACACGACCAGAGCUGAAGAUCAACUGAGUUGUGCGGCGGUGGAUUGUAGCGUCCAAUCGCUUGCGGGACUGCUGUCUCUUGCUGUGUGGUCUCGACGUCGCAUGGUCAAAGCUCCAAGCUACGAAGAUUCCUAUAUAUGUACCGAAAGUCUCAUAGUUGUGAAGACAGAAAAGCGUUGAUUAUCGUUGCUACACAAUCUCGUAUCCAGACUUUCUGUCACUCAAUCUUCUUGCGGUUCUUGUGUGUUGACCGAAUCACAAUAUGGGCAUUGUUGCGAUCAUUGGAGAAGUCAUCUCGGCGGUCAAACUGGCCGAGAAGGUGAAGGACACACUUCGCAUACUCUUCCCGGAGCCACCCCAGGAGCUCACUAAGAAGCAUCGAUGGUAUCAAUGCACGAUCAAAAAUUGCACGCAAUUCAAGUUGCUAGUUGGUGAUACUUACAUCGACACCGGAAAGUGGUGGACGCCUCCACAGGGCACUAGUCCUUUUGAACAGACGACGUUCAGCGCUAGCAAUGGCGACCAUAAUCCAGGGGGAGCAACUGGGGGUGUGGCGUGGAAGUUAUACCUAGAUGAGCAGCACUGGUUCUAUUUUUCAGUAGGCCUCACCAGUCCAGCAACAGGGUCCUCCAAAGCUGCCAUUGUUGAAUCAGAAGACCCUGAAGCCGGGUACAAGGCCGCGACGAAGCAGGGAAGUAGCAUAGUAUCCAAAGAUCAAUAUAAGAUCAAGGACAAGGAUGGUAAUGAACAGCUGAUUUUCUUCCACUGUGUGGCUAUCCCCGGCCAUGAGAUGAGGAUUGAGAUCACUCAGACGAUUGUUCAAGAGGGAGACGAAGAUGGGUUUUGAUGAGAUCCAACAAGUUGACAAGACUACACAUUUGUAGAAGAAUCACUAAUCG